AUGCCCUCAUUACAUCAACAAUCACAUGUCAUUGAACUAGAAACAGCAAAGAUGACUGUAUCACCAGAAAUAGAUUGGAGAAAACGCUAUGAGCAAUUGCAAUUUGAACAUCAACUUGAAAUCGAACGUAUUCGUCUUCAUUAUGAUCAUGAACUUAAAGAAAAACUAACCGAAAUUCGCAUGCGUUUAAAACAUGAAUAUGAUCGUCAUUUUGCUGAAUUUCGAGCUCGACUAUUAGAGCAACAGCAAGUACAUAAUGUUAGUUCACAUAGUUUAAAUCUUGAUCAAAGUCUUGGUGAAAAAAUUCUUGAACAAGUUCGUAUUGCUGAAGAAUAUGAUCGUUUGGAAGAUGAGAAAUGUCGACAGUUGCUAUCACAACAGCCAACUGAUAGCGAUGAACUAAAACCAUUGGUCAAUAAAUUACAUACCGAAGGUAUACAUGUUUUAACAUUAAGUGAACUUUUAUCAUUAAAAAUAAAUGGUAUUAAUAUUGGUACGACAGAUGCGUCGAUAGGUUCGAUACAAAAAUUAAAUGAAGAAAAUUCUUAUCUUCGUUCAUUAAUUGCAAAUAUGAACGCUAAUGAUAGUGGAGAUGCAUUAAUAAAAUGUCUUGCAGAAAUAUUUCGAUGUGAACAAGAACGCCGUUCAAUUGAAAUACGUAAUCAUAAAAAAUAUGACCAAUUAGAACAAGAUAUUCAGAAUAUGUGCGAAUAUCAACGUGAUGCAUUAGGAAAAUUAUUAUCACAAGAUCGUGUUCUAUUGAUCAAAGAACUUGAAGAAACAAAAGAACAAGUACAUUAUUUAAAAGAUAAAUUUGAUCAAAUCAAAAAAACUCAAAAUCAAUCAACUAUCCUUAAUUCUCAUAAUUUAAAUAAGUUUUAUUUUAAAUAUUUACGUUGUGAAGCUUAUCGUAAAGCAUUAAUUUAUCAAAAACGCUAUUUACUUAUUUUACUAACUGGUUAUGAAGAUACUGAAACAUAUGCCUUAAGAGAAAUCAAACGUUUAACAGGAAAUAUGAAAUCAAGUGUUUAUGAUUACCAUCAGAUAAAAUCAAUAUCUAAACAAAAAUAUCAUCGACGUGCAUUCAACUAUCGGUUUCGUUUUCGAUGCUAUGUUACAGUUGUUAUUGGAAUGAUUCGAAUGCGUUGGCUUGUGAAAAAAUGGGCACGAAAAUUAACAUCUAUUCAAUGA
Rotaria socialis is the source of this 1191-nucleotide messenger RNA. Lineage: Eukaryota; Metazoa; Rotifera; Eurotatoria; Philodinida; Philodinidae. The record is from the annotation of a GenBank genome assembly.